Danio aesculapii is the source of this 1611-nucleotide messenger RNA. RefSeq names its product interferon regulatory factor 10 (gene irf10). NCBI's taxonomy places the organism in Eukaryota, Metazoa, Chordata, Actinopteri, Cypriniformes, Danionidae. The transcript has 9 exons. Bases 337 to 1512 code for a protein of 391 amino acids. Gene Ontology annotation, cellular component: nucleus. The record is from RefSeq and is a predicted model, not a curated record. Gene Ontology annotation, biological process: regulation of transcription by RNA polymerase II; immune system process. Gene Ontology annotation, molecular function: RNA polymerase II cis-regulatory region sequence-specific DNA binding; DNA-binding transcription factor activity, RNA polymerase II-specific; protein binding.
GAAUCCAGCGGAAUUCACCGACAGGCAAACAGAAACUACACUAGGAGAGAGGUUAUUUUUGGGGGCUCAGUUUGUGCUCUGCUCGUGUAUCAGUCCGUGUGUUUCUGCACACACAGCUGACACGCUGAUCAGCACACGUAAUACACACAGAGGUUAUUACUCUAUCGUGUGUGUGACGUCACCAGGUCUCUGUAAACCGAGAGCAACACGCGCUUUUGCAAGGGAAACCGAAAGCGUUUCACUUCAUACUUUUACUUUCACUUUUCCUAAGCACACACUCAGCCGUCUGAAUACAUGCACGGGCGCCGCUAACAGCAGAUCUGCUGGUCCGGAAGGAUGGAGGACAGGUCCAGACACAUGCGCCUCAGAGAGUGGCUGAUAGCGCAGAUAGACAGCGCAGACUACCCCGGGCUGAGCUGGGAGAACGCGGAGAAAAACAUGUUCAGGAUCCCGUGGAAACACGCCGCUAAACAGGACUACAGACAGAACCAGGACGCGGCUCUGUUUAAGGCAUGGGCCAUGUACAAGGGUAAAUUUCAGGAGGGCAGGGAUAAAGCAGACCCAUCCACGUGGAAAACGCGUCUGCGCUGCGCCCUCAACAAGAGCUCAGACUUCCAGGAGGUUUCAGAGCGCAGCCAGCUGGACAUCUCAGAGCCCUAUAAGGUGUACCGGAUCCUGGAGGACAUCGGACGGGGGACAGACGCUGCUGUAAAUCCAGUAAUAUCACAGGACAGCGACUGCAGUAAAGCUCUCAGAGAGACACACCUGUCCAUGCAGGAGGACGAGUCCGACAGCGUUGCUGAAUGGACUGUGAAUGGGACAGCGUCUGUGUGUCCUGGUACAGGAGCCAAACCCUGCGCUAAUCUCCAACCUGCAGCUUUAUAUCCGCCACAGGUCCACAUAACAGACUGUCGUCUGGAGCUGCGCGUGUUCUACUAUGGGCGUGUGGUGGAGAGUGUGCUCAGCUGUUCUCCAGACGGGUGCUUCCUCCUGCAGGGCUGUGCUCCGGUGGGCAGUGAGCGCAUCUACGGCCCCUGCGCAGCCACACAGCUUUUCUUCCCCCCGCCGGACGUCGCUGCGCUGCCCGCCGGGAUCUGCGAGGCCAUGACACGCCUCCUGCCGCACCUGGAGAAAGGUGUGCUGCUGUGGGUCGCCCCCGAUGGCCUGUUCAUCAAGCGCUUCUGCCAGGGCCGCGUGUACUGGGACGGCCCGCUGGCGGAGCACAGACAGAAACCCAACAAGCUGGAGCGAGAGAGAACCUGCAAACUGCUGGACAUGAAGAUCUUCAGCCAGGAGUUACUAAACUACCGGCAGGGCAUCGGGCCCGAGCCGCAGUACACUGUGGAGCUGUGUUUCGGAGAGGAGUUUCCAGACCCCACGCAGCCCAAAAACAAGAAGCUCAUCAGGGCACAAGUGAUUCCUCUGUUUGCUGUGGCGGCUCUGCGCAAGCUUAAAGCUGAUAAUAAUGUGGAGAUGAAGCCCCCACAACCCCUCGCACAGGAAAACCAGUGAACACACCAGCUUCAACAGAGCUGCGUCCAUUCAUAUUAUAUAUAUAAUAAAAGUAAUAAUAUUAAUUAUAAUAAUACUGACAGUGCAGUACUGCAAUCU